UGCCGGCAGAGGGGAGGCACUGGCUGCUGGGAUGUGGUAAGAACAGGCUAAUUUUUUUCUGUAGGUGCUUGUAUGGGUUGAUGCCUAUGAUUUGGGGCAUCUAGGACUGAGACAUGGGUAGUGGUAAAACACUAUAAGCCAGUAAAAACGGGCUUAGAAUGAAAUUUCCAUUGGAUUCACUCAGUGUGUAGGUUAACAGUUUACAAAUAAAUGAAGAGUGUAUGUCUCAAGGAAGAAGGCAGAAUACUUAGGGUAGCCAAGACAACAUUACUAUGAGUCCUGGGAUCAAAUUAAGACAAGGAAAAGGCUGGUUAUCAGGAUCAACGGCAUAACAGUGAGAUUUAUUGAGUUGUGGAAUAGCCACCCCUGGGAAGUGACAUUCAAAACUAAACAGGCUAAAAGAUUAAAAAGGGAACAAGCCUGCACUGGCUCCUUGGGAGAUGAACUGUAUGUGACCUAAUAAGUCUUUUCCACCUUAGUUUCCAUCAUUCUGACCAAUGUCUGGAGCUUCUUGACAGACUCAGUUAAUAAAAACCCAUGAGUAACUUUCCAAGACUAGUAGCACAUCACUUGUCUGAGUAGUGCAGAAAUCCUGACCUACUCUGAGAUCUACAUUAAGGGGGGGAUUUUGGAAAGUGCACAAAUGACUUAGGCCAUGGCUACACUAGAGAGUUGCAGCGCUGGUGAGGGGGUUACAGCACUGCAACUUAGGAUGUGGCCACACUUGCAAAGCACGGCCAGCGCUGCAACUCCCUGGUUGCAGCGCUGGCUGUACACCCGGUCGAGCCUCGGGUGUAGCGAUUCCAGCGCUGGUGAUCCAGUGCUGGUCAGCAAGUGUGGACCCUACCAGUGCUUUUAUUGACCUCCAGGGUAUAAGGAGGUAUCCCAGCAUACCUUUUAAGCCUCUCUGGUAAUCCUGCACACUCCACUGCCCUGGGCUCAGCUGACCCCACCUUUAAAUGCCCCGGGAAUUUUAAAAAUCCCCUUCCUGUUUGCUCAGCCAGGUGUGGAGUGCAAUCAAUCAAUCAAGCAGCGACCAUGCCUCCACGCCCCAGACGAGCCCCAGCAUGGAACAGUUCCGAGCUGCAGGACCUCAUCAGUGUUUGGGGUGAGGAAGCUGUGCAAGCACAGCUGCGCUCCAGCCGGAGAAAUUAUGAUACCUAUGGGCAGAUAUCACAGUCCUUGCUGAUAAGGGGCCAUGAACAGGACGUGUUGCAGUGCAGGGUAAAAAUUAAGGAGCUGCACAGUGCUUACUGCAAAGCCCAUGAGGGAAAUCGCCGCUCAGGAGCUGCCCCCACGACCUGCCGUUUUUACAAGGAGCUGGAUGCCAUACUUGGGUGUGACCCCACUGCCAAUCCUAGGAGCACGAUGGAGAGUUCAGAGCAGGGAGAAGUGGGGGAGGGUGUAGAGGAAGCCGAGAGUCAGGCUACUGGGGUGGAGGGAGACACCCCGGAGUCCCAGGAGGCAUGCAGCCAGGAGCUCUUCUCAAGCCAGGAGGAGGCUAGCCAGUCGCAGCAGCGGGAAGUUGCUGGUGAAGAAGAAGCAGAGGAGCGUGCUCGGGUGACCUUGACUAAUGCAGCCGGAUCACCGGCCUCACGUCGCUUGCAGAACUUGAGAAAAAAUCCGCGAAAAUCAAAAGAAGAAUUGAUCAAAGCAGUUAUGAAUCACUACAGCAGAGAAAGUAGGAAGACGCAGGAAUGGAGAGAGAAAAUGUAUGAGUGGAGGCAAACACAAAGCAGGAGAAAGGAAUUGGCUACCGAAAAAACUUCAAAGCACAUGAUAAGCCUCCUGGCUCGCCAAACUGACUCUUUCGAGUCUCUCGUAGCCAUGCAGGCAGAUCUGUACUGUGGUAACCCACAAGCCUCCCAAAGCUCUCUUUCUUGUUCCCCAGUAUUUGCACAAAACACCUUUCUCCAGCAGCCAGUUUCUUAUUACCCCCAGCUGCCCCCAACACCUGUACGAUCACUUACCAGCCCUGAUAACUACAAUCCUUACCCUGUGCACUCCACCCCCAUUACUCUGCAGCAUAGUAAUCCUGAAGUGCAGCAGACAUUGAACAGCAAUCCAAACAAGACAUAUUCAAACCUCUGAAUGUACAGUCCACCACCCUAACCCCCCUGGCCUUUUAUGUACUGUA
Gopherus flavomarginatus (Mexican gopher tortoise) is the source of this 2137-nucleotide messenger RNA. RefSeq names its product zinc finger and SCAN domain-containing protein 20-like. The record is from RefSeq and is a predicted model, not a curated record. The coding region runs from base 1039 to 2091 and encodes 350 amino acids. NCBI's taxonomy places the organism in Eukaryota, Metazoa, Chordata, Testudines, Testudinidae. The transcript has 2 exons.